Molecule: messenger RNA, 7565 nt
Organism: Amoebophrya sp. A25
Lineage: Eukaryota; Dinophyceae; Syndiniales; Amoebophryaceae
Source: the annotation of a GenBank genome assembly
UUUCAGACCUGGUCUUCACUUGUGUCAUACAAAAUUUUCCAAGUACUAUUCAAAAAACUGUUAAUUAUGUUCCUUUAGACAAUGAAACGGAUGAACGAUUAGGGCAUAGCGAUUCGAGUGACUUUGAGAUGCUCGUCCAAUCGUAGUUUCACGAGGCCCGAAGCGGAAAACAAGGAGCAGGUAGAGAAAGUAAACAUAGAAAUUGAAGACAUGUUGCGUUUUAAUCGUGAAGACAUGGAGGAAUUGCCUCCAGAGGCGGUUCCUAUUCAAGCCAGCGGACAAGGAUGCAUGGUAUCCAAGGAUACGGACGUCUUAGUCUCAAAGUUCGAUGACGAAGACCAGACGAGGGAGAAAAUGGCACAAGAGCUGGAGCCGGAAGAAGGUGCUCAUCUUCUUGGUCACAAGAAUAUUGAUGCCAUAUGGAAAAAUGAUGUCGACGUUCUUGAUAAGUUGUUGUACAUAAGUGACCUAACCUAGCCUAACCUAACCGAGCCACUUGCUCUAACAACUUCAAUACAUUGGCACAACACUAAUGAUUUUGCAUGUUGAAUCCUGCUCAGUCAAAUUCAAAAUCAUGCCGGACAGCUUUCGAGCGUGAGGCGAUGGCUUUCGGUAAAGAAAACAAGGUUUUUGAGGAGUUGUGGACCAGAACUUAUAUGGAGAGGCAGGCCAGACUCUUGGAAAAUCAGAUCAACAUGCAGAAUCACCAACAGAAACGACUCACGGAUACACUGCAAGAGGUACAUGGACUUGAUAGACGCUUUUUUUGUUAGAGGAAAUCUGGAGGUCGGGUUUUCUCUUUUGGUUUUCUCUUUUUCUUGCGCAAGAAAAGGUAUCAGACAGUUAUCUUGAAUUUAUUACUUUGUUCACAUUUCUUGAGUUGCCUAAUAUACAACUUAGUCCGCUGCCUACCCUUUUCUAAACAAUAUCUUCUACCUUUUGAUGCGCCACCACUAUUUCAGGUCGCCCGCGCCAUGGCCUCGGCUGGCGGAGAGCAGCUCCCCAUGCCUUCUGCGGAGUCGCUGCGCACGGUCCAGGACGAAGUGCGCGCCGAGUUGGAGCAGAGUAAGCGAGAGUUAGCAGCGCAGGUGCAGCAUAGUGCAGCGGGGAUCGAGCAGCUAGUGCAGCAGCUAGAUGCGCAACGCGAACGCAACGUUGCAACGGAGCUUUCCCGGGUCGAAGCGGAGGUGCAAGACGUGCUAGCGAUGGUGAGUGCAGCAAAGGCAGAGCGCACUAGUGGCCGGGCAAAAACGGUGCCGGAAGUUCCGGCGGGACGUAAUGCGAAGCCAAUUUUUGCGGCUAAGGGAGGAGGCAACUCCCAUUCGAAGAUCAGUGGCGCUUCUGGAACUGGAAAACUCUCUGGGUCAACAUCCGGCAACAAGGUCGUUGGGGGGAGCAUGAAAAGCCUAACUGCCAGAAAGAAACUCGCUGCUGAACAACAGGAACACAAUAGAGCGAGCAAAAGCGUCGAGGAUUCGAACAAAGAGCAAGGCCAGCAGACGCAGAGGCAGUUAAAGCCAUCGCAGAUUCCCACUGCCAGUCGGAUCAAAUCCGCGCCGCCUGCUGAUCGUACGCCAGCUGAUGGCAGUAGCCAAUUUGCGAGAAAAGCGGUGGAGCAAAGAACGACUCCUAGUGCUACAAUAGCGGAAGCACAAAGGCCUCCGAAGCCGUUGACGACUUCGGACAUCAUAGGACCGACAGUCUUCGAUCGCAUGGCAGAGCGGCUAUUUCCGAAACGCGAAGCGGCAGAUGCCAGUGGAGCAGUCGCUACGAGGCCUUUACAAGGCAGUCCUACUGGGUCGUCAACCGGUGGAACGCUGUUGGCAGACUCAACGUCCAAGACUUUCGGUCCCUUGUCCGGCGACGGUAAACUUGCGAGUAGCGGCAUCCUGGCGCGCAAUUCAGGCCAGUCACAGAUGCCGAUUGUAAGAAGAGAACCUGGAAUGGGUGUGAAGCCACGUGGAAAUAUUACCACUGGUGCUCAAUUGUCAUCUUCGCUAACGAGUGCAACAAACGAGGCAGGAGGUGGAGGCCUGGGUCAGACCAGAGGCGUGUCCGAUGCACGCGCUCCGUUUGCGACCACAAGCGAUGGGCGGAGCCAGCCGGUAAGUGCGGACUCUCUGGCAUUUUAUCAGGAUAUAAAAGCCGAGCUAACGCAGUUGAGCACAAGGGAGCUCCCGAAGUGGAAUGCCGACGACGGAGGCACACAGCGCAGUGCCAAUCACAAAUUGGCGUACAACGAGAAGAAAAAGCGUGUAGAAACGGUUGUAGAGGGUAUGGGACGGACCAGUUAUGGGGGAAGCGCCUCGAGCAACGCCUCUACUAGUGCUUUCUGCACACCACGACCGGUGUCUGGGAGCAAGGACACCUUCGGUAUUGUGUCGCAGCGUCCCAGCAAGCAGACGGCGGGUCCAGUUGUACGGAGCGGCGCGUCGUCUGCGGCAAAAUUCCAGUCAGGAAUCGAUCUCCCGGACUACGCAAAGAACUACACGGGCGCUUCAUCUGCGGCUUCGACGGUGGGUGGCACAGCAAGGAGUAGGGACGGCGCUGGCAGUAAGCUGUCGAGCGCAACAUCGGCUUUCCCGGUUCACAGGAACAGAAACGCGCUCACGCAGCCCGGCGGUGGGGUGACGAUGAGCACGGUGCGUCCUGCGCAUUUAAUUGCUGCUGGAAAGUCCGAGCUCGUCAAAACAGAAGCCCAAAAAGCUGCCGACGAAAGAAAAAGAAAGGAAAACGAGCUGGCGGAGCUAGAUCGGCUUGCGGGAUACGCUGAGGCGUCGCCGAGCGGCGCGCUUGUGCGGAACAAGGUCACCGGGCAGCUAAGUCCUGCUAGCGCGGAGGCCCGUCGCGACAGCCUGAUAAAGGAACUCGGGAAGCAACGAAAGCUGCAAAAACGUCUGCAGGUUGCCGGCAUGUCCAGUGCGCAGAUUCGAGAAAUCUCACAGACGGAAGCGCAUAUCAAAUUCAAAGUUAUGCCUAGUACAAUGCUUAACCAUGUAGUAUCUACUAGGAUCCAUUUCCAGAUACCGCGUCACUGUUUAGGAUCUACUGAGAUACAUAUGCUCCAACGUACCCAUACCUUUGAUUUUUCCUACUAAAUUAAUAAUAGUCACUGAUAGAAGAAGGUUUGAACUUUCACUCCCAACUAUCAACUUUUUGUUGUUCUUCAUACUGUAGAAGGUGACGAAGCCAGUGCCUUUCAGCUUUGAUCCGGACCUCCGGCGCGAAGGCAUCAUCGAUCCAGACACACGUCGACUACUCCAGAUGUCUGAAAACGAGAAGCACGAGCUGAUCGAGGAAGCCGAAGAGGCUGCGGCCAUGGCGCGUCUAGUCCAAGAGCGGGAGGCUGUCGAGAACGCGAAGCGUGAAGAGGAGCUCGUAGUACUGCGGACGGAGGCGAAACGCGCGCAGGAAGCUCUCCAGGUAGUGCUGGACGCCAACGCAGAAGCGAAGCGAAGCAACGGUCUAGCGUUUGAGAAAAUGGGCGAGCGGUUAGCCGACAACGGGGAGCAGCUGAGCGACGCGGUACUUGGAGGGACGAUGUCGAAGCUGAAGGGCGUAAUUGGGGAUGACCAAAGUUAUGACAUCGUGUGUAGCCAUGGCAGAACACUUCAACAUGUGAUUUUACCAUUAAAAGCCAUCUCUCUCCGAAACGAAAGGCAAGAAGUCAUUUGUACCUAGCCUACUUAUCUUAAACUGGCGGGUUCUAUUGAUGUAUCGGUCACUAGCUCCAGUUUUUUCCCAUCACUUCUAAAUCAGCAUGAGUGCUGCGGGUCAAACUGCAAACAAAACUCUGCAUACGCAAUUGCAUCUCCUGAACCCAGCAUGGAAUGCCACUGGAGACGGCGCAUGGGCUACAAAGUUGCAGGCGUCUCCAAAUCGUCGAAAAAGCAGCUCUCCGCGCACUAAAACUACAGCUUCACCUGUUCGCCAGCUCUAUUGCGGCGCUUCGUCAGCUUCGCCUAAGAAAAAGGAACAGCGUUCGCCAUCAUGCGGUCCCCUGGAUGCGGCAAAGGAAGCUCUAAAGUCCAAUGUUGGUGGACUUGGAAAUAGCUCUGGAGCUGACCACCCGGGACUACAGGUUAAUGGAGCUGUGUCGCCAAGAUAUUAUUUUUCGUCUCCGCCCGGAUCCAGCUCGAAUUCGAAGGCUUCGGGAUCACCCUCGCCAAGGCAGCCGCCGAUGUUAGGCAGUGGAAGGAACCCACUAGGCGGACCGUCAUCCGGACCUUUCGCUACGACGAUAAACUGGCCGCUUAGUUCCAGCGCAGCUUCCUCACAACUUCCGACCCAUCGCAGUGAUGCUACGGCACUGCACGUCAUGGGCUCCUCCGGAGGAGGAGGACAGCAUCACCUUUUGCGCAGUACCGAGACGCAUCCCAGCGUUCAUGGAGGCUUGUCGCACGAGCGCGUUGGUUCGCCAGAGGAGAUGCUGGUGUUGCAGAAGGAACGGGAGUACGACCGACUUGCAGACAGAUUAAAAAAAAAGUAUAAAAUCGAAGAUGUAGACGUGUCUGAGGCGCGCGAAAUGCUCAAGACUGCGACCGAAUACCGAGAGUUGCGGCAGCCAAGUACUUCCGUAGACACCCAGUAUCUUGGCAGUAGUACACGUGGUGGCCACCAGACGGUGGAGCAACUCCAGCGAUCUAUUCCGCCACCUCUGUGUCAGGCAGUGGAUGCACAAGCCUUAAACCAUUACUUUGAAGUUCCCGGUUAUCCGGUUCUGCGUACUCCGCAAUCGCCUGACACCAUUCUUCCGUGUUCGCCGCGAAGCUUACUCCAAUCUGGCAGUGGCGGUCUGCAGAACAAUGCCGUGCAGAAGAAUACCGUGCAGAACCUGGAGUCAGCAGCACGAUUACGAUCGAGUCCAGUCUAUCCGACGGGCGGCGCAGAUGGACGAAACGUCGCUGAAACGGGAGUUGUUCUCGCAAAUAGUGGCUUGACGAAAGCAGGGGGAACGAGUAGUCAUAAUUGAUUUGUUGGGCCUCUUCAACAUCACUUCUUAUUUUUAACACGAUAGUACUUCCAUUUCCUCUCAUCUGUUGAACAUCAUCUGUUGUGUAAUAAGAUAGGAUUCAUGCACCUACUAGUACUCAAUCUUUUUCAUCAUACAUUUUUUUGAAAGUUGUAGUCUUUGGUUUGAAUCCAAACAAACUUCAGCUGUGAAGCUACCGUCGCCGAUUCUGCUUGAACCUCAUGGCGGGGUGUCGUCGUCUCCAGUAGUAGUUCCUGGCGUGACUACCUCAGAGGGUGCCGCACGCGGUGUCUACAUCACAGAACUGCAACUUCUCGAAUGUCUGCAGGCGGCCGAAAAUGCAGGUGCACAGCAGUCCGCAGAGGAAAUCUUGCGCCAAAUCGAUGCGCAACAAUUGGCGCACAAUCAACGGGUAGGACUAGGAGUUUCGUCUCAGCAACAACAAACGCUUCAGGGUGUCGUGAAUGCUGCUUCUGGGGGAGCCACUUACAAAAAUCAAAAUGUACUUGUGCAAGCAACUCAGGGACAAGAUGUACCGCCAGCAUUUUUCCGGGAAAUCCUACAAGAGUUAAUUAGUAGCGAGAAACAGACGGAGAAGAUGGAAGUCGAGGGAGAAGAGAACGAAGUGGAGAAAGUGCACGAUGCUGUGAGAAGUGAAACCAAAGCGGAAAUCAGAGUCAAACGGACCUCAUCAUCUGCGAAAAUAGGGAAGAGCAAAUCUGCGUCCUCUGCGAACAAGAUGAAGGGAUCAAGCAAGAUCGGAAAAUCAGGGAAACGCAAAGAGACCUCAUCGUGUGCUGACUCGCCUUCGCCACCAAUUGCUGCCGCUCCAGACGUGCAACAAGACGCAGAUGAUGGAGAGGUUUCGGAAGACAUCCUCGUGACGAAUGGAAAGAGGUCUUCAAUGGAGAUAUCGACGGAUUAUUUGUCAUCCUCGAAAGUUUCGGCUGGCGGGGUAGUGCGGUCCUCCAGCUCUCGACUGAAGUCGCGGAGCCGGCUCUCUCAACGGGGCAAAGUAUCCUCUCGUGGAAGCGAGAAUACAAGAUCAAGUUCAUUGACCAAGUCUUCGAAAAAACAGGUCAGUGUUGUUGAGGAACAACAACAGGUUUUUCCUAGUGGUGAACAAGAACGCGAUGCUUAUCAUGUACUUGAGGCGGCUGGUCGCAGGGAAGAUAGAAUUAGCCUUGCCGCGUCCUCAAUCUCUUGGAAGCAGCUCGAGAAGAAAAUGCAGGGCACGUUAGACCAGCGGCAGCGCGAGUUGUGGAAUGCGCUGGAGCAGCGAGAGAGGGCACUGUUGGUAGCAGCAAAAGCCGAAGGCCAUGUUCUAAAAUCCGAAUUGCAAUCUCAGAUUGAAAAGAACGCCAAUAUUGUCUCCGAAAAACUGGAUGAACGCCUUGUGCAAGAAACACAGCGGCUGGCUGAGACUCUGCAAGGCCAGAUGACCACAGCAGCAGCACAGAUGCAGCAGAAACUGGACGAGCAAUUGACAACCAAGAGAAAAGACCAACAGCAAACGAGAAAGCUCGCAGAACUACUGUUGUACUUACAUUUUUUGAUUGAAAAAGCGACGAUCACGUUCACGAAAUUGCUAUAUAUUAGAGUGUCAACACCUCAAUUUGUCUGCGUCCGAGUUCAAAGACUGACUGUAAAGUGAUAUCCUUCUGCUUUUGCUUUUUUGUUGUGAUUGUUUCUACUGUCUCCUACAACCAUGCCUCUGACGAAUAGGUAUGGUGACGAGACCGCAUCCACGCCCGUUAUGUAUGAUGUUUCCGCACUGCGUCCGCGGCCAAAUUACGAAAAACGAUACUCGUUCGAUGACAGCGAGCUCUCAUCGAGCAAGGACGAUUCUAGUGCAGACGAAGAGGAGGAGGAGAAUGGCCCGAACGCUGAGAACGACAAUGAUGAACACGCGCCUAUGGAUGAGGAUGAUCAUGUAGUAGAGAAUAGAAAGCGCGAUGAGGCGAUUUUACAAAGUUGUGCGCUGAGCGAAGGUGAGAUUAUGAUCAGCGAGGGAGAGGCCUAAAAUCCGCAACGUGGGAGUAGAAUCACGAGUAGAUCCAGGAAACUUGUUACUAGAUGCGCAUAACGCUCAGGAAUACUUAGCAUCUGCAGUUAUAUCUUUACACAUUCUAGUACUACUUCGUUUUUCUGAAAUUACUAUUUCGUCUGAAUACUUGAAAUUGAUGUUAUAUAAUCAUUUUAUCGAGACCCCAGUUGGGAUUUCUUGUCAGUUUUUGUCAAUUGUAAAUAAUCUUGCGCUAAAUGUAACCUGGAAUGUUUGAAUACGAUUGAACUUUGUUCUUGAAUCUAAUGAUAAGUCCUCAGAUAUUUCAGUAGUUAGUCACGCAUUAGAGGGUGCCGCGUAAACUGGAUUCAAACUUUUGUAUCCUACCAUCCGAAAAUCAUUUCGAUGAUAUUACUCGAUAGAAGUAGGGUGUCUGAUUGAUUCCUUGUUGUGAGAAUACUCGCUGAGCAUGAGGGGACGAUGCUUAUGGGAACAAACGUGAUGCUUGUCGUUGGAUCGACAUUUGAACUCCUUUUUGAUCUUGAGCCCACAGAAGUGGAGUAUCCAUAUGCACCCGUUAUUUCUGCC